This is a messenger RNA of Amoebophrya sp. A25, 27495 nucleotides long. Lineage: Eukaryota; Dinophyceae; Syndiniales; Amoebophryaceae. The record is from the annotation of a GenBank genome assembly.
GAUUGAUCCACAAAUCUCAAUUACAUCAAGUAGUGACUUGUUAAUAUAAAUUCUCGAUGUGGUGCCAUAAGCAUAACUACUUCCUAACUUGAUGAAGAUGUUUGUCUGAUGUCAACUGUCUGUCAGCUUUGUCCAAUCCAAAGAAACUCUGACACCUAGACGUACUGAAAAUGAAGACCAGGAGACGAGAAGGCACCACUCGCGAGCGUUGUAUAGGUAGAGUAGUGACUCCCUUCUAUCUGUCUGUGUACCGCGCGUGACUCUUCACGGUAGUAGCCGCGCGGCAAUCUUCUGUCUGUGUACCGCGCGUGACUCUUCACGGCAAGUGUGGACCUAACGCCGUUCAAUUGGUCUCGUGAAGAGAUCCAGAGAAAUACUGAGAAGUACAAUACUACAUCAGCAUCAUAGUACUCAGCAUCAUAGUACUCAGCAUCAUAGUACUCAGCAUCAAAGAGUAGUAUAUAAUCAAAGAGUAGUCGUCAACAUCAGGUGCUGAGUAGAAGUAGUAUGAUAUCAAAGAGUACUAGUCAACAUCAUUCACAGACAGCGUCAUAAUACCGCGAAGUCUCUCAUCAAAUUCUUCAUUUUUUGUAGGAAUGGCCAGUCUGGGCAAGUCAGGGAAAGUCGUGUUGACACACAUGUGUUGAAUAGGUUCACUGCAGCCACACAACGUAUUCUAGCUGCGAAACGAAUUCUUGCUAAAGCCAAGUCAAUCUUCUAGCUAAAGCAAGACUAACUUCGAAAGUAACGUGUGGUCUUCGUAGUCGGAAUUCCACCUAAUGUAGUCCGACUACGAAGACCACUGUAUGGUAGUCCAGUACAAGUCCAGCUUCGCGCUUGGACCAACGACAACGGAGUAAAACUUCAGGGUAGGUUAGAGGUGCUUUGGGUAGGUUAGAGGUGCUUUCGUUGCCGUUUGUCAUGGCUCUCCUAAGCCUUCGAUAGACAAGACAUCCGACAUCGCCACACAAAGCAGUAGCAUCGACGUCACUUGAAAGAAGCACUCACGGUCCCGUCCGAGGCAAUAUUCCACUAACUAUAGCACUAAAAAUAGCGUCAACAUCAGAUCAAAUCUUCAGUACUACGAGGAUCAUUUUUUCCCCCGCUCCUACCAGACCACUUCCACUAAUAGCGUCAACAUCAGAUCAAAUCUUCAGUACUACGAGGAUCAUUUCCACUGCUGCUCCUACUAGACGUAGACCACGUCCAGCACAACUUGGCUACUGUACUAGAGGGGAUCAACAUCCUUCUAAGUAGUACAGUACUACAACUAGUUUUUUUUCGUCCACGCUUGACCCUCCUCCGACAAGGUCAAAGCAUUUCUAAGUACGUCUAGUUCCUUCCUUCCACAGUCGACCACCUCCACUUCCUUCCACAGUCGACCACCUCCACUUCCUUCCGCAGUCGACACUAAGUAGUACAGUACUACAACCCGACCACAAGAGGAUGGCGGAAGUGAAUCCAAACGACGUAAAGCUACCUCCGGGUUUUGUGGUGGUACCUUCUGCCUCUCGACCAGGCAAAGUCAGUUACUUGCACAAAGCAACGAGUAAGAAGUACAUGACGCUGCAGCAAACAUGGGAUAUCUACAAUGCAGAGAAAGGGGCUGCGCCUGCUGCCAGUGCACAAAAUUAUGAAGGUGGAAAACUACAUAGACUGCAUUAUACUUUUGACAUUUUUUGAAAAUAUGCAAGCACCUCUUGUUCUAGAAAAGUUUUUUCGGACAACUACGUACGUUAACUGACGUACGCACCUAAGUACUUCUUUGGGCUAGACUCAGCGGAGCCUUCUACCCAGGUGUCAGCGUGUUUCAUCUCGUUGUGCGUUGUAGCAAUCGUGCAUUCUUUCUAUAAAUGUGUAGUCAGCGUGUUUCUUAUUGUGCGUAGCAGUACAGUCUAUGUGUUCAUACUGCCUUUCGAUUAGGAGGAGCGAGACCAUCGAAAUUCGACCAUGUUUUUACACCAUCACCGGAGCAGCUUAAGCAGGUACUACAAAUUAUAGGGUAGAUGCAUACUCUGAGUCUGAGGAGUGAGGACCAUUUGAAAAUAAGUACUCUAAUAGAUCCGCUAAGGAGAACGAAAAAUUAUUUGUCUUACAAAGCGAAAGCACCAUGAUCCAUCGUUUGAUGCCUCUUCAGUCACUCUGCUCUGCAAAUUAAGAAUCUUGAGAUGAUUCAUAAGCGUACUAGUUUUUCACUCCACCUAGUUUUUCACUUACACUUUGUCUACUUGCAAAAAUAAAACCAGGUCCAACAAGUGCUUAGCACUGCGGAAGGGACCACCCGCGCCGGAAAAGCGUGGUUUAAGAGGUACAACACGGGGAGUCCGGGUAUGCUGUCCUUGGACGAGCUCCGGAAAUUGAUCGAGGAUCUCAAUCGAGAGGUGGGCCUUCCGCCACUUAACGACGAUCGAUUAUUAGAGGCGCUUUUCACCAAAUUCGAUACGAAUAAGAAUUUAUGAGUACCGCACAUGAUGCUCAUUGAUUGUAGUUAUGACCCUACUUAUAAGCACCCCUUCUAGUUCUAGAUCCUCUCUGUGCUCAAUGAUCAAAAGUUUCUAGUUGUGGCUUUGAAGCUCUCUAUCCAUACUUACAUUGAGGGGGGUAAGUAGAGUAUUGAGUAUCUUCCGUAGCAGGAGGACUAUAGCGACCGUCUGAUAGACUUGUCUCUUUCUGUAGCAGUAACAGUAUAAUUUUUUCUGUAGCAUUCAGUUUCUUUCUUUUAAGUAAUAAAUAGUUUCUUGAAUUCUAAGUCCUUCUCACACUGACACCUUCUUCAUAUCUCGGAGUUUUGGAGUUUAACGAGUUUCUGAAUCUCUACGCGGCUAUUUUGAGGAGGGUCCGAGACCGCUAUAUCAAGGCAGGGAUUCGGCGAGACUUCUUCAUCGACAAAAACAAGAGUGGACGACCUGAGGAUUUCUACAAGACACUGAAAAAACUUUAUGGAUACCUGCUCUAGUCUGUCGUCUUUUUUCAUCUAGUUUGGUCGGCUCCACCACAAUUUAUGGAUACCUGCUGUCAGGAAUUCCUUCUCAAAUGAACCUCGCAUGAUCCUCACAUGGACUUCAUGCGCAGACUCAACAUCACAAAUCACAUUCAAUAUGGAGGUAGCAUGCGUCCAUAGCCGAGCUUUUGGUGUGCAAAAAGAUCUUGAUGAAUCAAAAAUGCAUCUAAAUAAUAUGCCAUCUAAUAUUCAUCCGUCCAACAUCUAUUCAUAAGCAUACGACAUCAUGAUAAGAUAAGCUCACGAUCUUCUUCUUCUACACAAAAGCUCCAUCUUGUUUUCUACCGUAAAGCUGCUCAAGAUCUCAAUUUCUUUUUUAGAUUUAAGCUCAAGCUCAAGUAGACGGAUCUCAUCUUUCUCAAGACGGAUCUUUUCAUCUAAGCUAAGAUAAGCUCAAGCUCAAGUAGACUAAGCUCAUCAAUCAAUCAAUCAAUCAAUCGAUCAUCUUUUCAUCUAAGCUAAAGGCGAAGGGACAUUCGGUCUCGUGUACCUGGUGGAGGACCUCUCAUCGAAGCAAGAGAGGGUGUUGAAGGUUAUCAAUAAAGCGAAAUCCGCGAUGCCACCUGAAGAGUUGCAGUUGGAGAUCGACACAUUGAAGACACUCGAUCACCCACACAUCAUUCGGCUCUACGAAUAUUUCGAAGGUAGAAGCAAUAGAAUCUGUAUUAUUAGGUAGAAGUAAUAGAAUCUGUAAUACAAUUGUCUGCAGUUUGUAGUUUCAACAUGUGGAGGAGGACGAGGACUGCAUUAGUUACCUGUGGAGGAGGAGGAGGAGGUGGACUGCAUUAGUUACUAAGACAGUAUCUGUCCUCUUUUUAGAUGAGAGUAGACUCGUCUGGGAAAUCGUAGGCAGACUGCCGAGUAGAUUCGCAUCAACAUCAGACUACUGCACUAUACCAGUUAUAUUCCAGAUAAUUUGGCUAUUUGUAUUUUUUGACUUUAUGGCUCUCUAGGAAAAACAUUUCUUUCAUUCGAAGGUACUGAUUUUUGAGUCAAGAUUACUGCUCGAUACUAGUCUAGCUGCUCAGUCACACCGAAAAAAAUCCAAUUUCCUCAACUACUACCCCAACAACCAGAUUACAACAACAUCUACAUUUUGAUGGAAAGCGCAAACGGGGGCGAGUUGAUGGACGUGAUCGAAAGUAAUUAUCGUUCUGGCUACCGCCUCAACGAGAAAUGGAUAUCCAUUGUCAUGGAGCAAAUAUUGAUUAUGGCCACAUGAACGACCACGAUUCUAGUAGGUCGUCUCGACGAGGACUGAUUAGAUUAUUAUAAGUCCAACAAAGCACAGCCUCCGGAUGAGUAUCUAGUAUCAAGUUUGUUUCUCUCUUAAAGUAGCACGUCUAGAACCCCUUCUAAGCUGAAUGCCAUAGCGUACGUCCAUGGGCGUGGAAUUAUGCAUAAAGACCUGAAAGCCGAAAACGUCAUGCUUCUGGAUGAUGGCAGUACUCUUUCUCAUGUUGAUCUAUUUUGGUAUUCUAUGUAUUGGAUGACGACAGAAGUGCUCACUAUCAAGAAGAACCUAGGCUCACGUCCUCUUUCAAUCGGCACUAGCUUUUUCGAUUGGUCUACCUCUAAUGUUAUGGCCCUACUACUACUUUCUAUUGUAAUGGCUAAGUAGAGUGCAUCAAUCUCCACGAGUACACAUUCUCUCCAUCCAAAGAUUCCGCAACGAAGCCGCAUGCUGUCAUUAUCGAUUUGGGUCUGGCGGAAAUGUUUGAUAAGCAAACAGGAAAGAGCUCCGCCAUUGCUGGCACGCCGGUCUGCAUGGCGCCAGAAGUUUGGAAUCAACAUUUCGGACCAAAGUGCGACGUACUACUUACAUAAAAACUCUUGCUCCUUUUAGUUAGCAUUUUCAUGGACCUCGGAUUUUCCUAUCUCCAGCUUCCCGGCGUCGCCUCCGCAGCGUCAGCGACGCGGCUGACGGCAGAAGGCUGCGGGGGGGUUAAAUGUAGCGCCGCGCCGUGAGACGCUCCCGCGUGGGACGCCGCGGGCCACUAUCUCCUCGGGGGUUUCGAUGGAAGGGCCCGAGGGCCCCCGUUUCAGCACGCUCAAAGCACAGCUCUCCGGUACAGGUUGGGCUGGGAUUUCGUCCCGCGGUUGAUCUGGUCAAACGCUUACCGCAUUGCCCUAGCAUAUCCUAGGCGCCGCUUCAAGGCUUCUGUAGGCCUGCUACUGACCAAGAGCGGGCAUAGUGGAACGCCAAUCGCUAAGGAGGCCGCGACGGGGUAACGGUCUAGAGCCUUGGCUCCCUUUCUGGUGCCAUCGCAGUCGAAGGCCUGAGUCCGGGCGGGGUGAGUUUUUGAAGACGCGUGACGCCUGGCGCGGUUCGGGAGCUCCUUGGGCGCGUCGCUGUUGCGUUCUCCAUGUAGAACGAAGGGAGGAGACGGGCGCUCUUUGUGCAGUUAAAGUACGUCGCUCGAAGAUGACAGCACUACAAAGCUGCGCGCAGCACUGAACCCCAAACCCGAAGCCGUUUAAUCGGACGUAGAGCGAGCGAGGCUGUGGCUGACUCGGGGAGGCACAGAAGACAGCGGAGCCCAACAACGGGAAAGCGUGCCUUUAUCUCAUGGCACGCGCUGCCUCGCAAAACAUCGCCAGACCCAUUGCCGACGUGGAACGUAGGCGAGCGGGAUGGGGCUAGCUAGGCCACUCGCCGGCAAAAGAUUGCGCAGCACCCAGAGGCUUGCGACUUAUGGCGGAAAAGCACCAGCAGCGCGGGGCGUCUCGAUUCAUUUCCGCAAGGGGCGCGCCAGGCAGUGCCACACCCCAGCAAGCUGGCCCCGGUAAAAGCGGCAAGGCUUUCAGUGUUCAACCUUGUCGCGCUUUCUGCAAACAGUACAACACCCCCGGGAGAAGAUGGGAGGACAGGAGGCGCGAAGCAUCGCGGGCGCGUUUGUUGCGGUAUGGCCGCUAGAGUGCUCGGGCUCGGCCGCCUUGGUUCUUUGCAACUCGGGCCGCGUCACUUUUCCGGAGACUGAAGACGCACACGGCGCCGGAGUAGCCGCGGCUUUCUUCUGUCGAUAGAUGUGGCUCUUCACCUAGACAGAGGGAGACGGGCGCGAGGGGCGAGGCUGCGGCGCACCUGCUGCAAGGACAGCAGGGGGGCACUCGUUGGACUUUUCUCAGCGUGAGGCCCGGCGGGGCGGUGUAUCCAGCGCAUGCAAGCCAUCGCAACGCAGGCGAAGCGGACUGCUCCGCUUGCCUUGCUUAGCUCUCUCGGGCUCGGGCUCGGCGUGUUUGGAGAGAAGCCGCGCCUGUGGCACUCAUACCUUCCCCGCCACCGGCGUCCUAGCUCCCUCCGCUUUUUUCUUUUUCUUCUUUGAAUAUUAUAGAACAUUUCGCAAGAGGGAUGCUGGAUGGCAUGGAUGGCAUGGCAUGCAUUGCAUGGGCCGAGGGGGUCAGAAUGCGACCUCCUUAAGGGAGGGACACGGGGGCGAAGGCUCAGGGUGUGACAUAGGGGGGCCACCGCGUUGCUGUCUGUUUUGCUUCUUGCGUUUGUCUUUGCGCGGCCCGCCUUCCUCAUCUUCAGCCACACCCUUCUCAGCGCGGUCGGAGCAUGCGGAGCGCCUGGCGCCUGUCCGCGCUCGUUGUGGGGGUACCUGGGUAGUGCUCUUGCCAGGUAUUAGCUACUGUAAGUAGCUCGACUAGGCUAGCUUGCUUGGGAUCUCGGCCGUCUUGCUCAUUGUUCCCUGGUGCACACAGGCCACGGCGUUUGCGCUGCUUCUUGCUUGUGUCUGGGGCGGGGUCACAGUGGGGCUGUGGGUUGUGUUGGUGUAUCGUAAAGCAAUUCUUCGGCGGAGCAGCCUGGUACUGCGGAGGAAGUAUGGCACUCGAAGGGCGCCGCGAAAAGUUUAUUGCUUUUGGGGUGGUCCAUCCAUGCCACGCAUGCCAUCCAUGCAAUGCAAUCCAUAAGGUCGGAGGUUGCUUUACAUUCUAAAACAUACAAAGGUAUGGAGCUUGGGGGUAGUGUUUUUCCAGUUGUUAGCCGGGAAGUUGCCAUUUCUUGCGAAGACGACGAAAAAGAAGGACUGGGUUGCAGUUUUGUCUCGGCCUCCAGACUGGAGCGCUUUGGAUCAUUGUUCGCACGGCGCGACCAUGCUCUGUAAGUUAUGGCUCCAGUACAUGCAUGGGACAACUCAGACACCUUCUAAUCAGUCUAUAGCUAUAGCUUGACAUCGGUGUGCUGCAGAGUGCAUAUUUAUAACCUAACUAAUCUAAAAUAUUUAACUUACUUCUUAGCCAUCUUCUAGUAGGUGCAUUUGGGUUGAUAUUAUGCGACAGCCGAUUCUUGUCAGGUCCUGGCGGCCACGGUAUACUAUAGCGUACAGCACUGAAAUUCUAACUCACUACCAAAGAGUUCUGAGCUUGUAUUUGUUGAGUUACGUUGUUGACGCGCUGACUUUUACUGACUACGCAGCCACUUUGGCUCAAGAUUGCGCCAGUGUAGUUGCCUACUUUUUCAUCGUCGUAUUUGAUUUGGCCCACAAUACACUGGCACGACGAUAAUGCCAAAGGUCGGCACUCAUAGACUGCGCAUGAUCCAUCCGCCCCACUUUCGCAGUUUCGGCUUUGUGCUGUUGUAUUCGAUGAAGCUGAUUGGUGUCAUUGGUAAGCCCUCAACUGUUCGCGGUGCUUUUUCCAUGGGCCACAUUGAUACUGAUUGCGUCCGCGUCCCUUGUUUGAUUAGUAUCUAUCCCACUCAAUCUGCAACAGCGGGGCCUGGUGUUCUUCAAUGCCUCGGCGAGAGGGCUGAGGCAUUAGCUUGGGCAAACAGCCCAGUCUGCGUUUGCUGUUUCGAGUGUGGAAGGCGCGCCGCAUGCCUAACACCAGCGAAGACCUUCGCCGGCGUCACACGCGCGAGGGGCAUGGCUUUACGCAGCGCGGCGAUUUCUGCCAUGGCUGCGGAACGACAGGCCAGCGCAGUGGAGUAGACCAGCCCGACGCCGUUGGAGAAGGAGCCUCGAAGAGGGCUGCCCCGCCGUCAAUUGUAACGAGCGAAGCGCCUCACAUCGGUAGCCAAGAGGGCGACCGAUUCGGAGACGGCGACCCCGCAGCCGCCGGCCUGAGUCGAAAACGGGCGCCCACCUCUGCCCAGAGUCGCGCCCCCGACUUGCGCGACCGGGACGACCUGCCGCGUGUGCGGUGCUCUGCGUGCGAUGAAGAGUAUGCCGACGAUAUGAUCGCCAUACCAGACUCGGACGAGGAAGGGGCGCGGGCGCCGAAGCGCGUCAAGCUCGAAGGGGAUCCGGCUCCCGUGCGUGCGGAGGCAGAAGAGGUAGAGCGGGCUCCGACUCGCCUUGCCGGGACUCGCGCUUCCGCUGGGACAUCGACCGCGGGCGGCGCCGUGGUCUUGUCCUCAAGCGCCGAAGAGGUUGCGGCCGUCCUGUCCUCCAGCGCUGAGGGGGAAGCGGUGCGGCAAGAUGAAAGGCGGGAAGCCAUACCGCCAAACCAGCGUGCCCGCCUACUAAGCAAGGAGGCCAGUGCGAGGCGCGUCGCGGUAUGCCAGAGGGUGGCGCGUCUCUUGCUGCAAGGGCAUCAGGUCCGAAAUACGACAGACCCUAGUCUCCUGAAGCUGACGGAGCGCAACGAACCGCACGGCCCAGGCCGGCGAGUGCCUUCGAACGGUAGCUGCUCUGCUACUCCUCCUUCCUCAUGAACGAGACCAGGAAAGCCGACACUAUUCGGCACAGGAGCUGGAAGAGUGGACAGCAAAAAACAGUGGGCGCGGCGGCGCCUAUGUUCCGCUCGACGAGUACGACAGCAGCGAGGAACGGGACGACAGUCAGGGGGUCUCCCCGCUGGGCGCCGAGUACACGCAGCUCCUUGGCGGCCUUCUGGAGCAGUGUGACGAGGAAGAAAAGCGGCGGCGCAUAGGCUCCGCGAACGUCCGGCGGUUGCGCGUUGGGGCGCUCGUGUGCGACGUCCUGGAAAAAACGGGUCUGCCUGCAGACCUCGAAGAAGAUUCGCGGCGGACCUUCGUGGACUACUGCCAGCAUCCGGCAAGCACGGUCGACGGCGUAGUCACCAGGUCACACACGACGGGGAUUGCCAACUCCGGCGUCGGGAAGUCGCUGGCGAAGAAGGUCCAGGGCGGCGCCAUGGCGAAGGCGGAGCAAGCAGCCCCCGGGUGUGCGAACUUGCGCCGAGUAACCACGAGCAGCAAGUCGGCAUGGAGUGAGGUAAUGGCGAAAGCGGCGCUUCUUUUCGAUUUCAACGACGAGGCGGGCGGCCUCUUCCUGAACAACGAGGAAAGCAAGGGCCCGACGCAGGAAAUCCGCCUCCGGGGUUGGAUGGGCGGGGAGCUUGACGAAGGACAACGACAGGCGGCUACCUUCCGCCGCGACUCGUCUUCGGGGCGUCCACGUCUAAGCAGGGCCGCCUUCACGCAGGAAGUCGAAGCGGAGCGGACUUACAAACACCAGAAACAACAACCUGGCGCGUGUAGAAAAUCCCGGGAAAAUCCUGAGGAAAUCCCAAAGGCAUCCCCUGGGGUGAGUAGUGGAGCGGUGGCAAGCGCAUCCCUGUGGGUGGUGUCAUAUUGUACGCAAGGCCAUCCCCGUGCGCUGUGUUGUUUGUGUUGGAAGUCAGUGUGGAUACUUGUCGCCUCUUCUUCUUUGCGUGUCGUGUGUGUCUUGUUUGUUUCUGAUGGCAUUUCGCUGGGAGUUGUUUUCGGGGUUUGUCGCUUCGGCUCCUUCGUGUGAGUGUUCUCAGAUAGCUAGCUAAGAAGCUAAGGCCUUGGCCCGUAGUCUUCGAGCUUGGCUAACAAAUGUCGCCGCCACGGCAAGCGCUGCAGAGGCUGCGCGCUGUGUUGUAGUUGGCACUAGCAACGGGUGGCGGGAUGAGGUGCAACUGUAUCGAGCUGGGGGCGCCUCCUGUGUGUGAGUAGUUUCACACUUGCAGGGGUACAGGAGGGAGCAAACGAGAGACGGGGAAGGGACUGCGGCAGGGGGGGUGGCUGCUUUCCCCCGUUGUUGCUUGAAUGUCGUGGGUUUUCGCUUCGUCUCUUGUCGCUUGUUGAUUGUUCUGCUUCUGGCGCGGGGCUUCCGCCAUAAAUAGGCGCGCAUUGCUUUCGGCUUUGCUUUUGCCUUUGCUUGAGGUGCAGGCCCAGGCGCAUGAGGCGGCGGCAGGCUGAGCGGGGUCGCAAAAUGAAGAAGACGCGCCAGGGCCAAGGGCUUGCUGUCGAUACUGCUGGGCGGUGCUGCAGCACGGCCAAGGCGUGGCGCGCCGCUUCUCUGCGUGGUUUGCUUGCUUCGUUUGGGUGAUAUUCUAUGCGCGGGCCGCCGGGAGCUUCUAGGCUGCGCGCCAGGCAUACCGUCAGAGCGGUCGCCCGCGCUCUCUUGGUGCUUGUUUGGUAUUGUUCCACGCGCAAGGGCUUGCGUUGGUGCUUGCUGGUUUCGUUGGCGCUUGCGUUUGUGGGUCGUGGUUGGUGUCUUUUUUGCGGGUGGCUGUUGCUUGUUGCGUGCUUGGUUUGUCUCUUUUUGGUUGGUGUGCAUCGUGGUCGCGGUGGCUUGGAAGGCUCGCUGCCACGCUUGUUGUGCGUGGCACUGUAGUCAUUCCGAUGGCUGACGCCACUGCCAGCCCCCGCCCCCGGCUGCCUGACGCCGUGGAGAGAGGGGGCUGCAGCGUCAGGCCAUCGCCGCAGGCUGUGGCUGUGGUUCUUCUAUCAUUCAGCGACCCCGGGCCGCGGCGCUUGCUGCUAUUUAGAUAGAUAUCACUCAGGGGCGCUGACUCAGCUGGCAGGCGAGGAGGCAGGGCUGAAGGGUGGGCAUUUGGUAACAAGAGCGCCAGCUGGGGCGCGGUUUUUGGCCGCUGCGCUUAUGUGCAGCGCGCGGCCAGCUUGAGGCAUAGAUGACCAAGACAGAGGCACAGGCAAGCUGGCCACGCGCCGCAUGCCGCUGCCAGGGCUUGCGCUUGCAUCUCGCUACCUACUUUCAAGCUGUGCGGCUUGUCUUGUCUGUCAGCGAAGGAGUGGUGGGAAGUCCUCGAAAUCUGGCAAAAAGGGCGAGAAAGUACCUCCGGGGUGUGCCGCUGGUUGUUUCUCGAAGUUCGUAGCCGUGGCUUCAAGGGGAGACGCUGAGAAGUAAGCAAGGGAACUUCUGCCGCCCGUCUUCUUAUCUGAGUCGCCUCGGGGUUGGUCUUCAUUUUGCUCGAAAGUGUCCUCCGCUGCCGCUGCUUGCUGGCGGCUUUCGCUUUUUCUCCCUUCGUUCGUGGCCGCGGCGCUCGUUGCGUGGGUGCUUCGCGUAGCUCUCAUUAAAGGAGUUGGGCAGACAGCUGCUGCGCCUUUCUGUCCAUUUUGGGCAGGGCUGCCAGUGCGUGGCGUGCUUCUUCAUCUUAUUGCGAGCGCCCGCCCUGGCCGGGGGUCACGCGUGAGGAAAUGGGCGCCAGGGCAAAUAAGUUGCGCGCUAUCUCUGGGGGCUCACUCCAGCGCGGGGCUUGCUUGGCUGUGUUAGAUCUAUCAUGAGCAGAAGGCGAGGGCAGGCGGAGGCGGUGCGAGGUGGCUAGGUAGUUCUGCCGGUGCGCCUCGCUCUCCUUCAGUCGGCUGGUCUUUGUCAAUCGUUGUCCCAAGGUGAAGGAAGAGAAGCAAGGGGGGCCACCGACUCGACAAAGCUGCAAGGCUUUGACUCGGCGGGGGCGCUGCCCUUGACGAUUGGGGCGGGCCUUUCCUCGUGGGGUGGUUUUUUCUCUUUUUGGUAUGCGUAGCGAGCCCAGCGUUCUGCAAUGCUGGAAGCUGUAGAAAGUGGGGCGCUGAAGUUUGGAGAUAGAUGGCGCCUGGCUUUCACAUGGUGGCCCUUCUCUUUUUUUAACAGACGUGGAGCGGCCACCUUUCUUCUUCAGCUGGUGCGUGCUUGGCUCGUCUCGCUCCAGUAAAGUACGGGAGAAGCAGCGACAGGCCCCGCGGCGCUUGCGGCAGCGGCGUGUGUGUCUUUCCCCUCAGUCAUGUGCAAACGAAACCCACCACGCAGCUGCAUGCUGCGCCCCCGCGUGCCCAUGAAUUAGUGAGGGGCUGGCAGGCUUCGUUCUUGCUUUUUCUAUGUCCGUGCCCCCCCCAGGUGGUGAGGGGUGUGUGGGUGAGGCAUUAGACAUAGACCUUGCGCGCAGAGCUGGGGCGCAGCUCCUCGCCUGUGUGUCGCGUGCGCGUGGUUGGGUUAUUGCGUUGGCAAUGGUCUUCCUUAGGUGUAGAGGAUGAGAAGCCUGCAAAGAUGGACGCCCCAGCAGUGCGCAGCUUUUGGGUCGCAUGGUUUGUCACGGAGUGCGCGAAGCGGUGGGCACUGAAUUCAAAAAAGAAAGCAAGGCGGGCGCCUUCUGUGGCAGACUGCCCGCCUUCAGCAGAGAGGGGCAGUGGCGUCGGCUCAGGGUGAGAAGAUACACGGGCGCGCCAGCUGGUGUGGCGCAUUUUCCACAUUAACCAAGCACAGCGGGCGCAAGGCGAUCAGCUUCAGCGCAGCGCCCCCUCUGCGAUGUGAGUGGACCACAAAGGUGAACCCAGGAGAGGACGCGCAGCACAGACACAACAAGGCCCACCCGCCGCAGCAAGAUGGGGCCCUUUCUGCGUUGUUGUGCGUUUGGUUGGUGGUGACUGGGCGAGGCUUCUUGGGUGAGGCCAUCCAUUCUAUGAGCAGCCCCAUGCCGCGUCUCGGCGCUGUCCGCUCUUCUCUGUUCUGUCGCAAGCAUACACGCAAGACCAACGGCAGCCAGGCGCCACAUGUCACGCCGCUGCGGGCUUGCUCUGUCUGUAGCAUACAUGCAAGAGCGGCCAGCUUGAUGCUGAUGCGCCUCUUCUGUAGCAUACACGCAAGACAGGCCCAGCGAGCGAGAGCCUUGAAAAAAUCCCCAAACCUUCCCCACUUUUCCUCUUUAGAGUGAGGAGGAAAACUGGCGCACUUUUUUGACGGAUAUCCAUAUGAAGAGGCGCGGUUUUUGGCGCACAAAAAUGCAGCAUGUUCUUGCCACCUUUCUGCCCUUCUUGUGGAAGCUUCAAGAGGGAGCAAGAAAGUGUGAAGAAUUUGGGAAAAUUCUGGCUAUGUUUUCUGUCUUCUUCUGGCUGCUUUUUGUGUCUGGUUCGUUCUUCAUAUGCGAAUCCUCUCCAAGAGGUUCAGGAGGUGUCUCACUUUUUGGACCUUCAUGCAGUUUCGUCAGUUCAAAAAAAGGCGAAGUCCUUCGCUUCAUAUAGCUAUAAAAUCCCAUAAAAUCCCCAGAAAAUCUCCAAGCCAUCCCGACCGCGGGACAGGUUUGGGCGGCUCUUUCGUUGUUUCUUCAUCGUGUCUCGCUCUCAGGUGUUGCCCCGUUUGUGUGUCCGCGAGAUGCGUCCGGAAGUGCUUCAGAUUGAUUCGGUGCAAAAUUUUGAAGCGUCCCCGCGACCUCUCUCCAUAUGGCUAUAAAAUCCCCGAGGCCUCUCCACUUUUCUCACUUUUCGGCCCCUCGUGCGUGUAUCUGUGCCCUUUGCUGGGUCUUCGUGUGUCUUUCUGGCUUUCUGCCUUCGGAGUCUGUCGCGCUGUCUCCGUCUUGCGUGUAUGCUACAGAAACAGACAGAACCAGCCGGCGCGGCUGGUUUCCUCUUGUGCGUGUGCUACGGAGCCAGCCUGCGUGGCUGGUCUUGCCCUGCGUGCUGUGUGUUACAGAAUGGGCGCGGCUGCUCUUGUCUUGUGUGUAUGCUACAGACCGCGAGGACCGGCGCAGGCAGCUAGGCGAACAAAUGGCACCAAGCCACUCCGCGUGAACCACUCGGAGCAGCCAGCCAGCCCGCUGCGCUGCUGUCCAUGGUGGCCUGCGUUUGGCUUGCUCGUCUCUUCUUGGCUGGCUUUGUAGUGGGUGCUGCUUAUGUUUUUCCUCUGCUUGCCUACUUCAAGAGAAGCGACCGGGCGACGCUAUCGCGCCACUGUCAAACAAGGGGCGCGCGGGCUAAUGAGUGGCGCAGUGGCUCUGCCUCGGUCUGCUGUUGUAGUCUUUUUCUUGUCGGAGAGAGGAGGCUGUCGGCGAGUGUGCCCUGGCGGCGACACGGUUGGGCUUGGGUUUCGCCUUUGGUCGAGGCUCUUCUGUGUCAGCUUCCACACCACCCGCGGCGCCGGUCGUGGCUGGUGGCAGCUUUCUGCCACUAGUUAAGGGAUGAAGGAGGGGGCAGCCUUCUCUCAUAGCACACAGCUACGGCGCCGCCGCCAAGUGAUAGAAAACGGACGCGAGCCAGCGGCAGCCCGGGGGGCGCGGCGUGGACUAGCUUGAGCCCUGGCGGCCGGCGUGGUGCUUGGGCGCCUUGCUUUGUCGCUGGAGGAAUGACUAGCGAACAGCUUGGCGGCAUGUUCUGCCGAGACUCCUGGGGCAGGAAGCUUGACACGGAGAGGCGGGCUGGGGUGUGUGGCUGUCUAGGUGCAUUACUUAGCUUAGGACACAAGAGGGGCAGAACAGAGACAGACGUGACGCCCACUGGCUUCACCGUCGCAGGGCUUGCCUGCGUUGUCUCGGUUCGUGUUUUUCUCUUUGGCUGGUCUGCUGGCUCUUCUCUUGGACAAAUCGAGCAAGCUGGUGAGGGAGGGCGCGUUCUGUGACAUCGGAAGACGGGGGGCGAGGACAUGCCCGCAAAGUGUGGGGAAAAUAGUGCCGGCUUGUGUCACGUGACACAGGGCGGCUCUCUUUCUUCUAAGGUUUUCUGUCGCUUUCAGUUGUUUUGGGUUGAUUGUGUCCGCCGAUAGUUCAACAGGCGCCAGGUGGCAAGACAGUCAGACGCAGCGUCUGGCCCCUGCAGCCAGAACGGUGGGGCGCUUUCGUUCGGUGUUGCGGGUAAGUGUGGCAGCUGUUUGGCUUUGACUUGGCUGAAGCGUUGCCCUUUGUAGAUGAGCUGCGCGCAGUCUCACGGCGCUGCGUGUGUUGCUUCGUUCAGCCGCGUGGGUGUGGAGAGCAGAAGUGGCUUGCGGGGGAUAAGUAAGAGCCGCGAAACAAACAAGGGGGGGCGGGGAUGCGGGAAGCGGGGCCGCGUGUGCUGUGCGUGGCUCACAGGCAGCGCGCAGACGUGUACAAAGACGCGCAAGCAGCUGCAGCGCACCAGAUGGGGGCCGCAAGGCGCGGCGGCGGGCUGUUGCUUGCGGAACUCCUUCCAAAACAUGGCGGCAGGUCGUGCCGGUGUGUGUCACGUGACACAGGGCGCAGGCCUCGCCUGCGAGAAUUUUCGCGGCUUUUUCUUCAGGAUUUAAGUCCUUUCGGCUGGCAACUGCUGGGGUGUGUCUCUUUGCUUUGCUUCUUGUUGGUGGCAAGGGUUAGACGCUGGCGCAUGUCGUUGCGAGGUCAUUAGUAAGAGCGGCCCGCGCAAGACGCUUUGGCCCCUUCUCUUUCUGGGGUGGAUCUGCUCUGGCGCGGCUGUUGCCGUGGCGGGGGGUUCCCUGCCUGGUGGAUGCUUGUGAAGAAGUGCCUCAGAUGCACCGCUCGGCGGCGUGCUUUUUUCUGCUACCACGCAUGCUGCUGCAGGUGUGCCGUUGCCUUCUUAUCGGCAUCCGGUCAAAAUCUGGAGACGGAGAGUGUCGACGCUAGCUACAACACCAACAACAGCAAGGAGGACGCACUGCGCCGCUGGUUGUCGUCGCUGCGCAGGCUGACGCGUCGGCGCUUUAUCAUCGUUAGCGCCUGCAGGUGCAGGCACUGCCAUGGCUGGGCCGGCUCGUUGUGAAGCUGCUUGCGGGCGUUGUUUUAGGUUGUGCGUGCCUAGUGAUUAGAGCAAGACUGACAGAGCCAACCAACUUGAGACAGCGCCUGCCUGCACCAGCUUGCGCCCCCCUCUUUUGCCUUGGAUGUGUGGUGGUGGGUUGGCUUUGUUCACGUACUUACUGCCAAGAGGCUCGGCGGCGGAGCGGCUUCGCCGUCGUUGCUUUGGGGUUUAUAAUUAUGGUCGUGCUGCAGUUCGUCCCCCUCUUUAAAACGGCGGAGGGAGUGGCGCUGGCGUGUGUGUUUCUCGAAACUACGCGGGCUGCUGGGCUGGCUCUCUUUGUUUGCGUGUUAAGUAAAACGCGCCGGCACUCCUGUCGUGGCUGCGAUCAUUCAUCUCGCUGAAAGGCGUGGGAAUUCAUUAUGCAAAAGCGCAGGCUCCGCCGCUGUGAAUUUGUGCAGCUUUCUCGCCCACUCUCGUCAGGCAGGAGCGGCGCCGCACUCACUGCGCACCAGCAUAGCGCGGGGGCGCAUCGCAUGCAGGGGGCCGCUCGAUUUCGGGCAGGUUGUGCGAGAUUUCUCCCACACCAUGACGCAGAUGCCGCGACAGGUUUGCGCGCCUCUCAGCGGAUAAGCCUGGCGCAGAUGCUGCGACAUUUUUGCACGCCUCUCAGGGGAUGGGUUUGAACCACGGGGGCACAGUGCUCGGCGGGAUGGAUUUGGGAUUUUCUAGGGGGACUCUUUGGGGAUUUUCUUCGUCGUGGUCUUUGUUGUUUUGGAUGUUUGUAACGGACGGGGGCCUACGCGCGGUUGCUGAACAGUAGCGGCAUGGCCUGGCGCUGCCGCGUGGUGCACUACGGUCCCAGGCGGGCCGCAAAAGCGCCGUAUGACAGCGACCCGAUCCCAGUAACCGGCACGCUGCAGCAACUCCGCGCGCUUCAAGCCGAGGGGGCCAUCCGGCUUGCCGGGCACUACGCAGUGCGCGACGAAGAUGGCGAAGUCGACCGCGUGACCCUUUCCCGAGGGGCUGCGGAGCUGCUGAAGUCCGCUGUAGCGGACUGGAGUCAACGGAAGGAGGCUAACGCGGGGGCUCGUCGCCUCGUCGCGGAAAAGAUGCAGCGCGCGCGCUACCUUAUGCUUGCGCAUGCUAAGGCCUUGGCGUUGGAGGACGCCUCUAGCGAGUGGGCGGCUGAGUCAGAAGCGGAGCAGACCCCGCUCGAUCUGGGCCCCGACAUGGCCGCCGCGCCGGGGUGCUACUGUCUUGCAGAGAUGAACAGAGUAAACCUCGGCGCGAAAGCCGCUUGGCGAAAGCGCGCAGACAUCUUCACGCCUUCCUCACUUUACGAGAGUGAAGGAUGGGUCUGCCCGCUUAUCGACAAGCCGCCCAAGAAAAAUUAAGGCUCCCGCCAUUCCGUCAUCGAAUGCAUCUUGCCCAGGUUUUUAAGGGGAGCGCAAGACGCAGCUCAGGGUGAACAGGGGUGACCUCUAAAAAAACGAGGAGAAGAACAGGUGGUGCGGCCGCGGCGCCGUCGUCGGGACUGACGCCGAAUCCCGGGAGGAGUUUGCGCGCUCAAAGCUGCUCGCGAAGCGCAAGGACCCGGCAAGCGUCCUUCUACGAAGCGAAGUCAUGUCCCGAACCGACCUGGUCCCGGCGGAGAUCGGCGCGCCCCUCAUGAUGGACGCGAUGAUCCUCUUCGCGCAGGAGGUCGCGCACCUGGCGGCUGUCUUCGAGAAAGCGAAGUCGGCGCCUGGUUCUGGCUUUGCCUCCGCGGGCGACUGGCUGGCAAAGGUCGCCGGCUACUGCAGUCACGCUAGCAGAAACGACGGUAGCGCCAACCAAGACUGGCCCUACACCUUCCGCCUCCUGAAGGGGAGCGCGUGCCAGAGCAACAACGGAGAAACCCAAAAAAAAGCGCUUUGAUGAGGCUGUGGAGUUGCUCGAGAAGCGUCCCCGCUGCUUGCAUGAGCUCGGACAGCUCGGCGGAGAGACCCCGCUCAUGCUGUACAGCCCUCGGCUGCCUGACAUCAUGCGCCUAGCACGAAGCCGUGGGCUGCCCGCCUUGGACUCUAUCACCGACGCGCUUGGUUACGCUGUUUUCGCUGGUGCUAAGGCUGAGCCAUUGGAAAAGCGCAACAGGGCGGCGCUUCAACCGGACUUCCAGCUCGACGAACAGUGGAGUUCCGGCGGAUUACGCAUCUUUUCCGCUACCAAGCACUGCGCCUUGAACUACUUGGGAGGCCCAGUAGACCAGUCGGCGGAGAGGCUUCCGCUGAAAACCGACGCCGUCCGUAUGAAAAAGACCGGGCGCCAGUACUUAAAGCGGGGAGAGUUCGGCCGACGGUAUUCGCAGGACGGCUUGCUCAACGUCCCGCGCGCGGCCCUUGGCCACGCCUAUGCGAAGCGGCUGGGCCCGGACGGCGUGAAGGAUGCGGGCGAGGUUGUCGAGGUCGAUCAGUCGCGCAGCUGGUAAGCGAUAAUCGCGCGAACCGCGGGUGGCCGUCUGCCGUUCUUGGGCAGUUUCGUCGCCGGUAAAGACGCCUGGGCGCGCUUCCUCGUCGACGCAUACCAAAGCGGUGCCGCAUGUCGUGCGGAUACUCCCGCCGCGGAGGAGGCCGGCCGCUUUGACGUGAACGAGGACGCCCGCCCAGACCGUGUCGGUACCGUCUUCGUUGAGGCCGCUGCCAAGUGCUUCUUCACGAAGCUGGUCUGGAAGGGUGCCAAGCUCUCGCCGCACCCUAUCAAAGUGCCGAAGCGGAACCCGAAAAACUACACGAAAACGCACGAGGCGGCGCCCACGUUAUCAAGCUGAGAGCGGACGUCGGCCAUGGUCUCCAGGAGUGCGCAAAAACAGGCGCUCGCCUCUACAGCUGUUGCGCCACGGAUGCGCAGGCGAAAAACGUGACCACGGCGGCCAACUAUAUGGGCGAACAAAAAACGGCGCAUCACGGCGGCCAAGAUGGAAGAGCUUGAGAGCAUUCCUGGCGUACAGGUAUAGCCUUCCUUUUCGGAUGCCUUCGCUCCAUUGCUCCUUCGUCCUCGUUGUCCAUAUCCAAUCCUCGCUGUCCAUAUCCUUACCGACUUCCGUCCCCGUUGACCAUAUUCCUAACGGCCUUACGAUGGCCGCCUCCUACACACUCCCAGGCACUGAGCUACCGACCUGGCGGACGCAUAGUGCGGACGCCAUCUCACGUCGCGGGCGACGACGUCGCGAAGCCGGUUCUAGGGCAACCUUUCAAAGCCAAGCCCCUUGACGUGAAACACAUCGCCAGCCUUGAUUUUGCCGUCGUUUGCUGUGGCUACCUGAAGCAGAUGAAAAGCCCCGGCCUUGGUAUGACGGGUCUGGAUGACGUCAGACAGCAGCUAGGUGAGGCGGCGACCCUUCAGAAUUAUUUGCAGGAAGGCGAACAGGCUGCGCAGUUGGUUCUUGGUGACAGCCACGCGGUGGGCUAUGCGCGGCGCCUCCACUGCCGAGACAAGGGGGUCCAGGCCUCACAGCUCAAAGUGGAUAGUACCGAGGAGGAGACGCACUUCGAAGGAUUCGCUUCGGCAGAAGAAUGCUACGCCGUCGGCAUCGCCUUCCGGCUUGCAAAAGACGAGGCAGAAGGCGAGGCAAUGGCCACUGCUGCCUCCCCAAGGUACGAGCAGGCGCGCUACUUCUGAAGCAAAAAAGGGCAGCGAACUUCAGCAACCAACUAGACGCGCGAGGCCUCAAGGAGGACAACACCUGGCGACUGUUCACCAUCCAAACGAUACCUUUCAUCACAGGCGGCGGCGUCCUACUGGCUGAGCUGCUUACUUUCUACAGCUUGCUGAACUAUCACGGCUGAUCUUACUCCAGAUGGAAACGCGUCGCAGGUUCUUUCUCUAUGAUGAAGUCAGCACGGUUUGAACUCAGUGCGUGACUCUCCAGCGCAGCGCGCUGAGCUAUUUGCCUCCAAAACUUGACGACGUGGCGUGAUCAAAACAACAGAUAACACCUCGACGCUCGAACUUUGCAAACAGAUGAAGAGCCGUUGGCUCGCCAUAAGCUUGCUAACUUCGAAAGCGGUCCCCUGUUGGCUCGCCAUAAGCCAGCGCUCUCCCGUCGUCGUUCUCUUAUAGCAAUUAGCGAUAGUUUGGAGCUACUGCUCUCGGAUCGUCGUUCGCCAUAGGCCCCUCGAGUCGUCGUUCUCUCGUAGCAAUUAGCGACAGUGUGGAGCUACUGCUCUCGGAUCGUCGUUCGCCAUAGGCCCCGCGAGUCGUCGUGCUCUUAUAGCAGUUCGUGACAGGGCUAAACCAAGUCGGCUGGCUAUCGUGCUCUUAUAGCAGUUAGCGAUAGUCUGGAGCUACUGCUCUCGGAUCGUCGUUCGCGAUGGGCCUUUCGCGUCGUCGUUCUUUCAUAGCAAUUAGCGACAGUCCGGAGCUACUGCUCUCGGAUCGUCGUUCGCCAUACGCCCCUCGAGUCGUCGUUUUCUUAUAGCAGUUUGCGAGAGGGCCAAAUCGCGUCGCGUCUCAUCGCAGGCGCCGCCAUGCCCGCGAUUGACUUUCGAAAAGAAAUGCCCCUAGUUUUUUUUUCGCAUGCACUCGCUGAGAGAUGGGCUGUCGGCCGAGUGCCUUACACUGUCCCCGUAGGGGCCCGCCAACGCCGGCGGAACGGUUCAAAGCCUACGAAGGUCCGGCGCUGGCCAUCCAGUUGCACGCACUCAGCUUUUUCCCUGCUGUCUCAGGAGAAAAGCACACCCGUCAAAUAAUCGACAAAGGCGAAGGCGAUUCGGAUAUCCUCAAUCACGGGGCUUCGGUCUUCCGCGAUGGGGUGAUCGAGCGCAUUGAGCUCAGGUGGGCACAGUGUAUGAAAGAAGACGAGCCGCGCUUGUAUUUUAUAGCGGAACUGCGGGGGAAUUCUCAGGCGCGAACAGACGGCUAUGAAGUCAGGCCUGGGCUGAUCGCAGAGUGGAGCCAAGAAGCCAAGCUCAUACACUGCAUGCGGUGCCGAAUUUGCUCACACCCGUUUGGUGAAGUCGAAUCGCACAAAUGCAAAGGACCCUUGUGUCACUCCCGCGCUCCCAGUCGUGAGCGCAUCAAGCUGGGCUGGCGGGCAAAGUAGGAGAGGGAGGGAGCCACGCGAAGGCCAGACUUUCCACACUCUUAGCAUGCUAGAAGUAGACACUUCGUAAUACCACGGUCGACGCGGCGUGUCUCACUGGUCGGAUGUUCGUCAGUCGCGUCGCCUUCGCAUCGACUAGCUUGAUCUUGGUAUCGACGGUCGUUCUCUAUGUGACGUCUUUGACCACAUCGCUCACAUUGACGAAGGCCGUGCGGCGGUCUCCUUUACCCCACGUCGCCGGGUAGACCGCUUGUUUCCUGUUUUUUCUAGGAGUGAGAAAAACCAUGGACCUCCUUACGCCUGACGAUGUAGCCUCAGCCGGAGCUGAUACCGCUGCGGACCUGGCGAGCCACGGCUGGACGGCCGUCCCCCUCCGUCUGUCGCAGCUCGUGGACUCGCAAGACAGACGAGCGACGCCGCCAUCGAGUGGGCCAACGACCGCAGCGCCGCCUGUCACGCAGCUGGUGCUCGCUUUGCUUCUCGAGUAGCAGCGAGAGCGACCGCGAAAGCGCAAGCGAGGGCGAUGGCGGAAGCAGCAGCGAACCGAGUGAGAGCAGCAGCAGCGGAAACAGCGACGAGGAAAGCGACAGCGGUGACGCCUUCACUCUUCCCGCCCGCAUCCGCGUGACGCUCCUCGCACUCACUCAGAACAGCGGCCGCAGGAUAAUGCAAAAAGGCGACCCGUGGGCUCGCUGACGCGCUUGGUUCCGCUGUCUUCGCUGGGGCUGAGGUUGAGCCUUUGGAAGAGCGCGACAGGACAAGGCCCCAGCUGGCGCCCCAGCUCGGCGAGGAGUGGGGCUCGGGUUGGUCUUGGUUGUGCAUCUUUGCCGCCAAGAAGCGCGGCGCCUCCCCUGGGCCAUUUUUUUGGGGGGGCGUGUUCGUUGGCAGGCUUCUGCGGAAGACCGACGCCGCCCUUCUGAAAAAGGCCGAGCGCUGACACUUAAAGCGGGGAGAGCUCGGCUGACGGUAUUCGCGGGGCGGUUUGCUCAGCGUUCCGCGUCAAGCGGAUGGGCCCGGAUGGUGUGCAGAAUGCGGACGAAGUCGCCGAGGCCGAUCGGCCGCGCAGCUGGUGUCUGUUUAUCGCGUGAACCGCGGGCGGCUGUCUGCCGUUCUUAAGUAACCAGCCUCGUGACUGAUCAAGGCGCGUGGGCUCGCGUUCUCGUCGACACAUACCAAGCGGGUGCCCCUUGUGGCGUGGAUAUUGUACCCGCCGCCGGGGGGGCUGCUGGGGGCUUUGGCGUGGGCGAGGACGCGGCGAAGCGCCCGCGCUAGAUGGCUAGCGCGGUCCCCAUUUCGCUGCCGUUGUGUAGUCUCUUUCGCUGGCUUCCUUUUUUGCAAGUCUUGGCGCUAGUGCUUGCGACCCAUUUCUUUCAUCAAGGUCCAAAGAAGCACGAAAGCUGCUGCAAAAAAAUGCCCAGCGUGUUGAUGGUGCUAGGGCUAGCGUCGUGCGGGUGCUCUUGGCGUGGCUGCUUUUCAAAUAUGGCGCGCAGGUGAGAUCUGGACCCAGGUGGAAACUAUUCCACAAACAUGCCGGCGUUUGUAAUAGCUUCACGCAAAAGCGUGGCUAGGGCUACUUCUAGGCAGUUGAGGCGCAAAGAAAUGGUGACUGCUAUUAGUUGACGCCGUGCCAUAGACGAACAUAGUGCACCCACACGCACGGCGACGAUUUCGCAGCGCCAUGCACUAUGAAAACAGUCGCAGCAUGAAACAGCCGACCCCCUCGCGCAUUGAAGAACUACAGACAUCUGGCUACCAUCCAUGCGAGGGCCUUUGCAGAUUCUGCCACUUCAAGGACGUAGGCAGCCACCGAGGGCGCGAAAAAUAAUACUUAGAGAGAAAGCGUGACAGACGGGAACGCAAACCGCCAGCGUCAGCGCGUUGCUCGUCCGCAGCCAGUCGAUUCCGCGCAUUUUUGUUGUAUUAUUUUGGUCUUGGUGAUCACGCGACGGCGACCCCAGGCUAACAAAAUGGCCAGGCUCUUGCAUCUAUGAGCGCGAGGCUUUUUCUUUUUGGCUUAAAUGAAAUAGAAACUGUGCGUGUUUGAUGAUAAAAUGCCAGGCUGACAAGACUCGGCCAGCGGCCUGAUGGGUUCUUUUCCUUAUAUCCUAGGAGUUAUUGGCAUUCUUAGAUUUUUAGAUCUUUUACAUCUUCUCCCUAAUGACGUAGAGAAGCUGCAUAUCACAGGUUAUCGGAUAGAUACGUCGGUCCCCACGUGCGGUUCGAGCAUGUUCCGGUUUAGAAAAGUUCAUUCUAUUAUAGCACCUCAAUGACCUCGAACGCUCACCCCCUCAUAGGUGAGCCAACUCUUAUCCUAGGGAAGAAGCAGUCGAAUAUAUCUGGGUAGGCUGACUGUCAAAAUAACGGUGUUGAGUUUUUUCCUCCUAAAAAAUCGCUUCUCACUCUAAGAAAAGCGAUGCUGACAUUUGACGAACAUCGACGGCCUUCCGCAGCGGAAUGCCUAAACUUUCUUUGGUAACAAGGGCGAGAAGUUUUUUUUCUGAUGUUUGUAACAUCUGUUGAUAGGAAACUUAUUUUACAACUGCUUCUUUUCCCGCGCGUUGUCCUCAUAAUCCUUUACGUGCAUUCCUUCCCACAUUUUGACUCUUUCUUUGUUUACUAGUCAAUCUCAUCUGCUACAUUUGUUUAUAGCUAAACCUUGAGCAAUCUGACCCCAUCCAUCGAAGCGUGGUCCAUCAAUCCGUUCCAAUCCAAAAGAACUUCACCUUAAGCGAACCUUAUUAACCUCAUCAAACAGAAACAAGAACCCUAACCCUAAACCCUAAACCACCCUACUUAAACAAGAACCCUAACCCUAAACCCUAAACCACCCUAAACAAGAACCCUAAACCCUAGAACUCCUUCAACUCUCCUCAAAUUCAAGGCUUCGCGACGGUUCUGCGCAGAAAGACAACGCAAUGGGUGAUAAGGUGAUGCAGAGCCUUUGUGCCUACCAUGAGCGAUCCGACCUCGAGAAAGUUGUCCGGAUGCAAGUGGCGAGCCAACUCUCCGCCAAUAAGCUUCCACAUCUCAACGGCAUAUUCAAGAAAGUAUAUUUACCCCUCCCUUAACUUUCAGUGUGUGCGAGUUUGGUUAGUUCAUCUAUUAGCAAGGUUAGUAAAAUUGAACAACCUACAAUCUAUUUCAUACAACAGCAUUAUUUACUAGUUUCCACCACAUCUUCUCAAGAUGACAUCUUCUUUAAGAAAGUAAGUACUUUCUUAGACUAUCGCUAUUGUUUGCUAUAUAUUCCUGUCAUUAUAAUUUUUCUCGUACUCAGUGAUACACUGUAGUGGCGGGUAUAAAACAAAGGUGAGUUGACCUCCACGUCGAGCCCUUCAACAUUUUCUGCACACCCAUGUAAUGUCGUGACAGUAUUAGAGAAAGACCAAUGCUUAUCUUUAUGAACAAAAUUUUCUCAGUACGACGUGGAUAAUAGUGGCACCUUGACGAUGACCGAGUUAGCUGCCGCUUUAGAAGAGCUAGGUGUUGAGCGCAGCGUCUGCCGCAAAGCCGCGGAAGCUCUUGUUAUGAGUCAACUACUCUCAGAUGAAGUUACUAGAAGUAAACCGCAAUAUGUUCUUACCUUAAACUUCAUCUUCAUCUUAUCUAUUUUCAUAUAGUACUUACAUACAUCCUGAAGAACGACAGUUCUUCUGCCUAGCAGCUAGGGACUACUAACGACGUUUUCUGAUGAGUUGUAAACGAGUAGAAGGACUACCUACUACAGACCGAGCUCGACUUCUACGUCUACUUGCCCCACGAAGUAAGAACGGAUUAUACACGACUUCUACGUCUACUUGCCCCACGAAGUAUAAGUAAGAACGGAUUACACACCUGCACGACACACGACUCCUAAAAAAUUAUGCUCUAAUCGCAACGUGGAUAACAGUGGUGAAGUCGAAUACACCGAGUUUGUGGCUGGCUGCCUCAACUUCUUCGAUGACAACCUGGACAAUAUGCUGUGGCAAGCAUUCCAAAAAUUCGAUGUGGACAACUCAGGUAUUUUUGUAUAUACCGGAUAUUAUACUAUAAUACUUCACAUCAAAGCAUUGAUAUUAAUUUAUAUUAUCAUAAUAUCUAUGUUGCUUUGUUUCUAUAUCUUCCUCUGGUCUGUCUUUUUUCUAGUUAGGUCGGCUCCACCACAUAUAUUAUCAUAAUAUCCAGGCUCUGUGAAGUAUUAUACUAUAAUACUUCACAUCAAAGCAUAGUAGAUAUUAUGAAACGAAAAUCUGUUAUCAUUAUCAAGUUUCUUAAGUAGAAGAGUACGAUAAUGAUAACAGAUUUUUUUUUCAUAGAUAUGUGCCGUAUAAUACUCAAAUUAGUAUUAUAGUUUCCAGUUAAAGAACUAUUGAAUUAAGGGUAAUGCCACAUUGUGGUAUUGAAAACACGAACUCAUCUCGUUCUAGGAGUAACUCCAAGAACACCUUUAUUAAGGGUAGGUUGAAGGUGCUUUUGUUACCGUUUGUUAUGGCUCUCCUAAGGGGGACAGCCAUAACAAGAAGCGGGAUAAACGAACACCAAAAGCCUAGACCUCGAAUUAAAGAACUUCUAUGGUUUUUUGGAUGUGAGAUGGAUUCCUCGUGACAUCGUUAAUCUCUGUAGCCCUGUUCUACCACAACGCAUAUAACUCUUCAAUAGGCGCUUUUCUUCAGGUUUUCAAGUUCAGUGGCUCAAGUCUUGACUUUGUUACCUUGUGACACUUUAGAACAAGAAGCCGUUCCUUUGCAUCCUAAUUAAGGUUUUGAGACACUACCUCUUGCUAGGUAAAUGAAUGAAUGAAUGAAUGAAUGAAUGAAUGAAUGAAUGAAUGAAUGAAUGAAUGAAUGAAUGAAUGAAUGAAUGAAUGAAUGAAUGAAUGAAGUGGGUACGACAACAAGCAAGAAUCACAAAAUGGAUCCAUCCACCCAACAAUGCACAGGCUCCUUAUCCGUGGACGAAAUCACAAAAUGGAUCCAUCCACCCAAAAAUGCACAGGCUCCUUAUCCGUGGACGAAAUUUCAGAGCUCUUGUCGAGAGGUUCAGAGAUGGGGCUGGGCACGCUUUCACCGGACACCUCUCAGGUAAAAGCGAUGGUUGCGAAAUUGGACAAGAAUUUAUGAUGUCCAAGAGUCAGCGUAUAUAAGUAUAUAGGGAGUCAGCAAUUAUAAAUAUAUAGAAUAAGGAUACCUCGCCCCCAACAUCAAGAACAAACUUCGCUAGAGCAAAGAUUCAUAGUUACUGUCUUUGAUAAUAAAUUCUCGUAGAGGACGAGAAGGUCAUCAAGUGUCUGUAAUUAUACAACAUUGUCCUACUCGUAUAAGUUGUCGUAGAGGACGAGAAGGUCAUCAAGUGUCUCCUGUAAUACUAAUGCAUUGUCCUACUCGUGUGUCCUAGUAGGCGUCGUCUCUAACAAACGGGGACGGCGAGGUCGAUUGGGACGAAUUUCGAGCGUUCUUUACUCCGAAACUGCAAUAGGGUCCCAAGUAACUUUAAGGCCGUACCUAAUACAUCUGUUGACGUAUGCUCGAAACGCUGUAGUACCUAAUAGUACAACAUCUUUUGACGUAAUAUCCUUGGAACUACGUAUGGAGGAGUAUCCACCUAAGGGAAUGAUACUCCCCCAUAGAAGUACUUGCCAAGGAUGCACUUGGAAAAUGAAUUACGGACAGCUCUAAUAACUGCAAUAUCGCAGAAGCAACGGAAGAAGAGGAGGUCGUGUGGGUCCCAAAUGACUGCCACAGAGGUUCUUGCUUGCUGCGCAAGGGAUACGAUUUUUGCUUUUUUGGUGCAGGAGACGAUGCCCCUGAGCAGGACUCUGACGCAGGGAUGUAGCUCACCAUUCUAGGCAAUAGGAGGCAUGCUGGGAACAUCAUCAUCCUAAAUACGCGUCAAUUAUCGUGCGUAAUCGUAAAUACAGAGUGCUGCAGAAGAAGAUAUUUAUUAGACCAUUUGUUGUUUACGACUCUUUUUAUCAUCGACCACUAAGCAAAGGUACAUGCUCCUAAGCAGUAUUAGAAAUAGAAGAUAACUUACUCAACAUUUAAUUGAUUCUGAACUACGUACGUAAAGGUAAAUCAGUGUCGAAGUUUUUUUUUCAGUAAGCCAAAAAAAAAUACUUGUGUAUUUCUAAGAAGGCUCGCAAGAGUAGUUUUUCCUUACCAAAAUUCGUGGAUGCAAUAAUUCAUCUUCCUCUACUCAUGAUUGACCUAGCUCUUUUUCUGCUCUUUUAGUUGUAGAAUUCUUCCAUAUUGCUUCCAAAGGUUUCGACAUCCACGGGAUAAUCCCUGUAAACUAUACAACAUAGUAACUAAGUUGUAAUUGUAUUCAUAAGUAGCGGCUCGAUCUGAAGACAUGAGAAGAAGUGAUACAAACAAAAUUUACCUGGUCACAAGAGAUAUAGUCCUCGUGUUUUUUUACUAUAAUAAGACUUGAAACAAGACGAGAAGUAAUAAUUGUACUUUCCAGUAUUUACUGUACUUAUAAAUAGAUACCAACCAGGUAGUGCGGAGCUACAUCCCGUCAUUUACUGGUACUUACUCUGAUACAUCAGGUAGCUGUGCUACGGUUCACGUUCAUUCCUCAGAAGUACGUAGUUUGCUGAACAAAAGAAACUCAAGAAAAUUCUAUUCGAAAAACUCCAGUAAUUACCUCCAGAAUAGACGUUUUCAAUACGCAAUUGUGAGACAUAUGAAUGUUCAGACCUUGAAGAUGCGGAUGUUGGAGACGCAUGACAAUAACGCCAUUGUUGUUGCGAUCAUCACAGGAUUAACUCGCCAUCACGGGUGGCAGAAGCACGAUUUC